AUGACGUCUCGAGUUACCGAGUCUCUGGCCGUUGCUGCUGCGGCUACGGCGCCGACUAAGACGGCGGCGAAGUUUAUUGCUGAAGCUGGUGUAGACGCGAAGGAAGACGGCUUAAACACACCGUCCGAUGGCGAGUCUGGGAAUUCAGGGGAUAUAUUGUAUUUCCACCAGCAUAUCGAGAGAAAUGGCCAACAAGUCCUCGUCAGCUGGACGAAGGAAGAGGAGAGGCGCGUUGUUCGUAAAGCAGAUUACUUGUUUCUCCCUAUAUUCGCUCUCAUGUUCACAUGGAUGGCCAUCGACCGCACCAACGUCUCGGGCGUCCUAACGUCGACUUUCCUAAAAGACACCCACAUGACGCGAGACCAGGCGAACACGGGGGUCUCGCUGCUCUGGUUCGGCAUCGUAUUACUCGAGAUUCCUUCGAACAUCGUCCUCCACCGCGUCGGCCCCCACUACUGGAUCCCGCUGCAGGUCGUCGUCUGGGGCGUGCUCGAGGUCCUGCAGAUGUUCGUGCGGGACGCUGGCGGGUGGUACGCGGCGCGCUUGUUCUUGGGGCUGGCGGAGAGCGGCUUUAUCCCUGGCAGUUUGUACGUGCUCUCGCGGUGGUACACGCAGGACGAGCUCGCGAGCCGCACGACGGUGUUUUUCUUCGGCCCGUCGAUUUCGGCCGCUUUUGGCUCGUUGAUAAGUGCCGGGGCGCUGAGUAUCGAGGGCGCGAGGGGAUUGUAUGGGUGGCAAUGGAUUUUUCUCAUAUGUGGUGUUUCUACGAUAACUACCGGCCUCGUAGCCUUUACUCUCGUCCCCGAGUCCCCUCACCACACAAACCGCCUCCUUGGUGGCUUGGUCCCGUGGAGCGGGUGGCUAUCUGAGCGCGAGGCAGACGUCUUCGUAGCGAGGAUAAUCAGGGCUGAUCCGAAGAAAGGACAAGCUGCUACUAUGAAAAUUGAGUUUAAGGACAUAACCGACGUGCUCUUCAGCUGGACUACUUGGCCCUACCUAAUCAUCUGCCUAAGCGGUCUUCAGUCUGCCGGCGGCCUGCAAACAUGGGGAGCAACCAUCGUCCAGUCUCUCGGCUUCACGAGCAUCCGCGCGAAUCUACUCAAUGCUCCCGCGCCUAUUAUCUCGGCUUUGUUCGCGCUCGUAUUGUCCUGGUUCGUAGACCGGUACAAGCGGUUCGGCUAUACUAUCAUGUUUGCUGCGGUCUGGACUAUGGCUGGGCUUAUAGCUCUUUAUAAUCUCCCGGUUACUACCGAGGCCUCGUGGUCUUUCUACGCUGCUUAUGUCGUGACGGUUGCUGCCCCGUAA
Molecule: messenger RNA, 1305 nt
Organism: Daldinia childiae
Lineage: Eukaryota; Fungi; Ascomycota; Sordariomycetes; Xylariales; Hypoxylaceae
Exons: 7
Coding region: 1-1305 (434 amino acids)
Biological process (GO): transmembrane transport
Cellular component (GO): membrane
Molecular function (GO): transmembrane transporter activity
Source: RefSeq, a predicted model, not a curated record